AUGGCUAAACUUGUUCGUAAAUAUCAUAUGAUUCCAUAUGACGAAGGUGGUUCCAUCGAGUCUGGUAAACGGUUUUUGGAGAAAAUCCUCAAUGAUCCAUCCCUCGAUGUCGUUGCAAAAUGUCGCUUCUACCAAGAUUUACUUUAUAAAAUUCGUCAGCACAUGAACCUCCCUAUCGUCAACGAGGAUAUGUUUAAUAUUAUAAGGGAGAACUUUGCUCUUCACAUGCCCACUACUAAUCGUUCAUCACCAAUCCCCUCUCCAGCACCCCUGUCACCAAUCCCCUCUCCAGCACCCCUAUCUCCAGCACAACUUCAGCCAGCUAUGAAUGUAUUGCCACCACCGCCACCAGUUAUGAUUGCUCCACCGCAGCUUCUCCCAACACCAUCUAUCCCAACUCCUCCAGAACCGAUGGAAGUUCAGCAAAUCGAAGACAAGAAGGGAGCACCUGUAAAAAAGACAAAGAGUGAAAAGAAAAAGGAGAAGAAGAAGGAGAAGAAGAAUAAGGAAAAGAAGAAUAAGACCCCUAAACUGGAACCUAAACUAGAACCAAAGGUAGAACCCAAACUCGAACCAAUGGAAGUUGAAGACAUGAAACCCCCAAAGACCAAAGGAGCCCCCGUGAAAAGAAUAGUAAAAGGGGAAAGCACGAAGGAAACAAAGAAGAGAGAAAUGAAAGAAGACAAAUGGGCUGUAAAAAAGGAAAGGGCGAGCAAGGACGUUAAAAGAGAGGUCAAAGAGGAGAUCAAAAAAGAGAUCAAAACAGAACCCAUCAAACAUGAAAUUAAAAAUGAAGUCAAAGAUGGAAUCAAAAAGAAGGUUAAAAAAGAGCUCAUUAAACCAGAAAAUAUUAAGAAGGAAGUUUUUGAACAAAAACCAGUAAAGAAAGAGCUGAUCAAACUUGAGAAUAUAAAGAAAGAGGUUUUUGAUGACGGUGUAGCAAUCAAAAAUAUCAAAAAAGAAGCGGUCGAGCGUCAAAAUCUGAAGCGUAAAAAACCUGUUAUUGAGAACCUCCCUUCUCAAAAUAGACCAAAGCACCACACAUCUGGAGCCUACAGAAUUGCUACUAAAAGGAGUGGAGAACCUUCAAUAUUCGAUGAUGUGACUAGGAAAAAUAUCAAUUAUGGAGUUGUGAAAAAGCCCCAGUCAACAGAAAAAUCCAGAAGAAAAACUGGAGGUAGUGGUAUAGCUUCUCCGGGUUCUCGAAUUUAUUGUAGACUUUGGAAAUUUUAG
Caenorhabditis remanei is the source of this 1233-nucleotide messenger RNA. RefSeq lists its product as uncharacterized. The record is from RefSeq and is a predicted model, not a curated record. Bases 1 to 1233 code for a protein of 410 amino acids. Lineage: Eukaryota; Metazoa; Nematoda; Chromadorea; Rhabditida; Rhabditidae. The transcript has a single exon.